UUCUCCUAACAAAAUGAAAAAAAAUAUAUUGUUUUUAUUUUGUCUCUUUUUAUUGCAGGUUAGUUUUAUCAAGAGUCAAAACACAAUCGAUUUAACAGCAACUAUAUAUGAUCAGUCUCCACCAAGAAAUCCUGAUUUCGAAUUAAAUCCAUAUAAUAAUGGUGUAGUUGAAGGUAUAGUCCAACCAGAUGUAGGUUCAGAUGGUACACCUGUAUAUUGUUGUGGUAAUAACCCAGUAGUUGUUAAUGGUCGAACAGUUGUUAACAGCCAAACUACUUUUUAUAGUUGGUUCCAUCAAGUAUCUGGUGUUAGUAUUCCCAUUCCAUACACAUUAACACUUACCGAGACAGCUCCAAAUACAUACACCUAUUCAAAUAAUGCAUUCUUCCCAAUUGAUGGCAGAGGAUGGGACAACUCUACUCUUUAUCCAAAUGAGCCACAUUACCUUCAACACAAUUUCCACUUUUGUAUGAAGAUUCAUUACUAUUUCAAUUACAGGGGUGGUGAAUAUUUUACAUUUACAGGGGAUGAUGAUGUUUGGGUAUUCUUUAAUGAUGUUUUAAGAAUUGAUAUUGGUGGAAUUCACACAGCCGCUUCAAAAACAGUUUAUAUGGACGAUCUUGGUCUCACAGUUGGUCAAGAUUACCCAUGGGACUUUUUCUAUUGUGAAAGACAUACAUCACAAUCAACUUUAAAUAUUGUAACUAAUUUAAAUUUCACUUGUUUAUACUACGAUGCUUGUGGUGUUUGUGAAGGUUUUAACGAUACUUGUUGUGUUAUCCACGGAUGUGACGUAAUUAAUCAAUGUGUUGACCAAAAUUGUGGCAGAGAAACCAACUUUACUUGUGAUUAUACACCAAAAUCAUGUGUUGACGGUAAUGCUUGUACAAAUGAUGCAUGUGAUGUUGGUUUUGGUUGCAUUAAUAUUAAUCGUGAUUGUUCAGAUCGUAAUCCAUGUACAACUGAUACCUGUGAUCCAGGAGCAGGUUGCAGCAGUACUCCAAUCCCUAACUGUGUAGUUUGUGAUGAAACCCAUCCAUGUAUCACCAUUGAUUUAUGUUUCCCACGUUAUUGUGAUCCAAAUAAUCCAGGAGCUUGUAUUGAAGAGCCAUUAAACUGUUCAAAUGCUGAUCCAUGUGUUAAUUCAUAUUGUGAAGAAGGUAGUUGUGUAUAUGAUAUUGUUUGCACACCAACUCCAUCUGGUACUCCAUCACCAACUGCAGUUCCAACAGACUCACCAUUCCCAACAGGUACACCAACUCCACCACCAAAACCACCACUUCCAGCAUACCCACCACCAGCUGACCUCAGAAGAGGUUGUUUAACAUGUCAAGAUUUAAAUUGCGAGGUUCAAAAACCAAACUCAUAUGGCCAAAGACCACAAUGUACCUAUUACAUUAAUGAGGAGUAUGAAGAGGGUUGUGAUGAUUGUUGCAAAUAUUCCCCAACAUGUUAUUUUAGUAGUAAUUUAUAAACAUUUCAAUAAAUAAAUUAUAUUAAAUGUGCAGUUUAAAAAAAAAAAAGU
Dictyostelium purpureum is the source of this 1525-nucleotide messenger RNA. RefSeq lists its product as uncharacterized. NCBI's taxonomy places the organism in Eukaryota, Evosea, Eumycetozoa, Dictyosteliales, Dictyosteliaceae. The coding region runs from base 14 to 1474 and encodes 486 amino acids. The transcript is spliced from 20 exons. Gene Ontology annotation, cellular component: extracellular region. The record is from RefSeq and is a predicted model, not a curated record.